GGCGUCUUGCGCAAAGGCUUCGUUAUAAGUAUGAAAGGAACUGAGCGCAUGUUUUUUUCAAUAACACCACAAACAUGAGUGAGGUGCGAUCGUGUGUAUAUUUUUUGGUGAUUUGUCUGUGUGUACAAAUAUCUGUCGCUAAGCCCUUCUUCGGACCUCGGUUUUGGUGCGAUUUACUAUGCGAAGAAGAUGAUGGUUUUACAACAACUGCUAGUUAUGAGGAUUACUACGAUGCAUUAUGUAACGAAUGCCCUACAAGACGACCCAGCACUCCAACAACCAUGAUGCCACCAGCCAAUAUGCCACAAGGUGUGCCCAACCCUGGGGCACCUGGAAUGCCACCUAUGGGAGCACCAGGACAGCCACCAGUAAUAAUGAUGUCACCCAACCAGGGUGGAAUGAGCGUCAAUAUGAUACCGGAUCCAAAUCGGGUUAACGGAUGGACUUUCAAUUUCGGACCGUGGAAUCCAGCAGGGCAGUCUAGACCACCUAUGGCUACUCCUGCUCCAAUGCCACCGGCAGGACCAGCUGCUGCUGGUACAAAUUCUGAGCCAGUGACAGUGCCUGCUCCACCUGCAGUUGCUGCUACUACUGCAGCUCCUGCUACAACUGCAGCUCCUGUAACAACUGCCGCCCCUGCCGCUCCAGGUGCAGCUCCAGCCGCUCCUGCUCCAGCAGCUGACGCUCCACCAGCAGCUCCCGCCGCACCACCAGCCAGGAAAUAAUUAAUUUGAUAAGUCAAGAUUGUGCCUUUCUUAGCUCAUAAGAUUUGCUUCAGUCAUUACAAUGAUUGAAGGGUUCGUAAAAGUAUUGUCAUUAGUCAUUUUGAAGUCAUCUGUGUUAUCGUGGGGAUGUGGAAUUAUUGAGAUACAUUCACAAAUUAAGGGAAACAUCUAUUAACAUUUUUUUGAACAAUUCAAAAGAAUAGUGAAAUACACAAGUUUGUUUCCUUCAUGCACUUUUUUAUAAUUUCAAUGAUUUCACAUCACUAAACAGAAGUCUCCAAAUUGAUGGAGUAAGUAAGUACUUAAGUUGAUUUAAAUAAGAAAAAUAAUAUUUAAUAUGUCCCUAAGGAUUUUGUGUACGAGGAUCGAAUUAGUUGUAAGAACAAUAAGAAGUCAAAUAAAUAGUAUUAAAGGUUCAAACACGGUA
Spodoptera littoralis (African cotton leafworm) is the source of this 1152-nucleotide messenger RNA. Lineage: Eukaryota; Metazoa; Arthropoda; Insecta; Lepidoptera; Noctuidae. The record is from the annotation of a GenBank genome assembly.